Molecule: messenger RNA, 1975 nt
Organism: Vicia villosa (hairy vetch)
Lineage: Eukaryota; Viridiplantae; Streptophyta; Magnoliopsida; Fabales; Fabaceae
Product: abscisic acid 8'-hydroxylase CYP707A2-like
Exons: 7
Coding region: 66-1466 (466 amino acids)
Biological process (GO): abscisic acid metabolic process; sterol metabolic process
Molecular function (GO): heme binding; (+)-abscisic acid 8'-hydroxylase activity; iron ion binding
Source: RefSeq, a predicted model, not a curated record
CCUUCUUCUUCUUCUCUUUCUAGUGACAUAAAACAUAAACAUAAAACAUAAACGUAAUCAAAAACAUGGAACUAAGUAUCAUGUUAUGUUUUUUGUUUAGUUCUUCUAUUCUCUUCAUUGUUCUCUUUAGAAUAUUCAUCAAACAAUUUGUCUCCAAAAGACAACACUUGCCACUUCCACCUGGUUCAAUGGGUUAUCCUUACAUAGGAGAGACUUUUCAACUUUAUUCUCAAGACCCAAAUGUUUUCUUUGCAUCAAAAAUCAAAAGGUUUGGUUCUAUGUUCAAGUCACACAUUUUGGGGUGUCCUUGUGUGAUGAUUUCAAGCCCUGAAGCUGCUAAAUUUGUGUUGAAUAAAGCUCAACUUUUCAAGCCAACAUUUCCUGCUAGCAAAGAGAGGAUGUUGGGAAAACAAGCAAUCUUUUUUCAUCAAGGAGAGUAUCAUGCUAACUUGAGAAGACUUGUUCUUCGCACUUUCAUGCCGGAAGCCAUCAAGAAUAUUGUUCCUGACAUUGAAUCCAUUGCUCAAGAUUCUCUUAAAUCAAUGGAAGGUCGCUUAAUCACCACUUUCCUUGAAAUGAAAACGUUCACAUUCAAUGUUGCUUUACUAUCAAUUUUUGGAAAAGAUGAAGUUCACUACAGAGAGCGAUUGAAGCAGUGUUACUACACACUUGAAAAAGGGUACAAUUCAAUGCCAAUAAACCUUCCUGGAACACUCUUCCACAAAGCUAUGAAAGCAAGGAAAGAGCUAGCACAGAUCUUGGCUGAGAUAAUCUCAAGUAGGAGAGAGAAGAAGCAAGAUUUCAAAGACUUGUUAGGUUCAUUCAUGGAUGAGAAAUCAGGACUGAGUGAUGAACAGAUAGCAGAUAAUGUGAUUGGAGUUAUUUUUGCAGCUCGUGAUACCACAGCUAGUGUGCUUACGUGGAUUGUCAAGUACCUUGGUGAAAAUAUCAAUGUACUAGAAUCAGUGAUUGAGGAACAAGAAUCUAUAUUGAGGAACAAGGAAGAAAAUGGUGAAGAAAAGGGUCUUAAAUGGGAAGAUACUAAGAAGAUGGUUAUAACUUCUAGGGUUAUUCAAGAGACUCUUAGAGUUGCUUCAAUUUUGUCUUUCACUUUUAGAGAAGCCGUUGAAGAUGUUGAAUAUCAAGGAUAUCUUAUACCAAAAGGGUGGAAAGUAUUGCCUUUGUUUAGGAAUAUACACCAUAGUCCAAACAACUUUAAAGAUCCAGAAAAGUUUGAUCCUUCAAGAUUUGAGGUUGCUACAAAACCCAAUACUUUUAUGCCAUUUGGAAGUGGGAUCCAUGCUUGUCCUGGCAAUGAAUUAGCAAAGAUGGAGAUUUUGGUCCUUUUACAUCAUCUUACCACAAAAUACAGGUGGUCUGUGGAAGGUACAAAGGAUGGGAUUCAAUAUGGUCCCUUUGCUCUUCCCCAAAAUGGAUUGCCCAUCACACUAUAUCCAAAAAAAUAGAUAUCAUUCCAACAAAAAGAUUGAUCUAAGCCAAAACCAUAUUCUAUAGAAUCUUUCUAUAUAUGGAAAUAAUGACUUGUUAUGAUAGCUUUCAAAAUUGGUUUUAACUCAUUCAAGGAGAGACAAUGUUGCAAAUCUUAUAAAAAAGAAAGGGAGAUCAAUUCAACUUUUGCUUUCUUUUUUGGCCUAUAGACACCUAAAAGGGUAGUCUUGAGAAUAGCAUUCAAAUAGGGAUGGAGUUUGUCAAGUGUAUAUAAGAGGUUUCAAUUUCAUAGCCAGAGCUAAUAGUUUAAGUUUAUUUAGUCAUUUUUGGACUUUUCAUUUUCAAAUUUGAGGAAAAGUCCUCAAAAGAUUGUAUUGGUAGAUGUUACUUUUUACAUUUUUAUCUCACUUUGUAACCUACAAAUAAUAUUAGGGUGUACUAUGUGUCCUAAGGACAUUGGUUAGAGACACCUCAUUAAAUAUUUUUAAUUACUUGAAAAAUAAGUCUUAAUAUUUUAUACUUUUAA